Molecule: messenger RNA, 337 nt
Organism: Oppiella nova
Lineage: Eukaryota; Metazoa; Arthropoda; Arachnida; Sarcoptiformes; Oppiidae
Source: the annotation of a GenBank genome assembly
GUUGAUUUCAAUGGACUAUAGAAUAAAGUUAUGUGACUUCGGUUUGGCUAAAGAGGUCCCAAAUUGUGAUCCGUUUCGUAUGUCUAAAGCCAAACAUACGGCAGAUGUGGGAACUGUUGACUAUAUGGCACCGGAAGCCCAGACGAAAGAUUACAAUCAUUUGACAGAUAUCUACAGUCUAUCCCUAAUCGGGGCUCAAUUAUUUGGUUUCGAUACAUACGAUAUAAUUGAGGGAAAGGUCAACGUACCGACUGACCAAGAGUACUAUACAAAUAAAACCAUCCCUUCGGUCGAGGAUAUUGUCAAUGAAUUCAACGACAUUUUCGCGGAUAAUAUC